Meleagris gallopavo (turkey) is the source of this 1643-nucleotide messenger RNA. The record is from RefSeq and is a predicted model, not a curated record. NCBI's taxonomy places the organism in Eukaryota, Metazoa, Chordata, Aves, Galliformes, Phasianidae.
UGUACAGAGAAAGAAAAUGAAUACAGAAAAUAGAGACUGACACAAUAAAACCUUACUCCAGGUAGUCCCUUCAAAUACUUCAAUAUCUAUGGAAUAACAUAAUCACUCAUUUUUCUGACGCCGGCAUCUUACAUCCUGCAGAUCACCUUUUUCAAUAUUCUUUGGAUUUCAACAGGGAAAUAUUCUAGGUAAUGUAAGUAUACAGCACUGCUUAAAGCUGAUUUGGAGUGAAUUGGGAGUGAAAUUUUAAAACUUUACAGAAAGCUUGAGUAAAAAUGUACAAAGCAAGUGUGUUAGUUAAGAGAUCUUCUGCCUGUGGGAAAAUGACAGACAGAGUUGUUCAUAUUAGUUUUUUGUUGCUUUUGUUCUUCUUAUUAUUAUUCCAGCCUUAGCAGCAACUAUCAGCUGUGUGUGUCCUGAGCCACCCAGUGCCAUGGUGUGCAUGACCCAGCCUUCUCUAUGAUCAGAUUGGUAUUAUGUCCAUACACCACACAUCAUUCAUAGCAGACUGUUUCUGCUUUGUGGCAUAUGUGGAAUAUUGUGUGCCAAAAAAAAAUCUGGACUUAUCAUGAUACUUUUUUCUGCCUGUUGCAUCUGUGGACUAAUCGGAGGAAUUUUAAAUUUUCAAUUUCUUCGUGCUCUCACAAAGAAGUCGUCUGCUCUCUAUUCUUUGCAUCUUGCCUCCAUGUCUCUUGCAUGCAUUGGAAUUGGUGGUUGCACCCUUUCUUCAUGGCUCACUUGUCGGCUAGCCAGCUAUGAACAAAGGCGAAUGUUCUCAGAAAGAGAACAUUCAUUGCAUCACUCCCAUGAAAUGGCAGAAAAAGAAAUGACAGACAACCUAAGCAAUGGUGGCCCACAUCUGAUUUAUAACGGAAGCGUAUACUAAGAGAUUUUUUAAAGUUCCGUGGAAUGAAAUGGUUUUAGAAUUUUCUUCAGGAAAAUAAAAAUGACUUCCAGGAAUUGAGAAAAUGGAAUUAUCUUAGCUUUUAUGGCUCAAGUGUCACAACUGCAGAACAGCACAGUUGCAUUUCCCUUUUAGAAACAUGUUCAAAAUUUAUCUCCUAAACAUUUUGCGGAUAUAAAGUAUUUAUUCACUUCCUGGAUACUCUUUGUCUGAAAAACUUUUCAGAAUUGUGAUAGUAUUUGAAAUAGACUUCUCAAGACUCUUCUUAUGAAGACUCAAAAACCAGAACAAAUAAUGUAACUAUACCACACCUAACCCAACCACACGAUUCCUGAAGAGAAUGGAAAAGGGCAGAGGAAGGAUAGCUCUGGAGAAUCUUUUUUGUCCUCUGCAGUCAGCAGCAUCUGGUGUAAUAUGGUGGCUUCAGAUCAUGUGGCAUGGUACCAGCAACGCAUCUGCACAAGCCUCCUUUUCACACUGCAAAUGCAUCCAGCCUGUUUGCCCAGUAGAUUGUAUCAAAAAGAGAGUGCAAAUUACUCUUCCAAAACGCUUCCAUUUCACAUGCAGAGUGCAAGUGAACAGUGUGCUGAAAACAACGCCAAUGUCUUUGUUUUGAAAGACAGAAUGCUCUAAGGAUGCCAUAAAUCAAAACCUCAACAAUGCCUUGUUGUAAAGAAAUUGUAAAUAUUUCCAAUUUGUGAAUGAAGUAUAUUUCUUAAUUUGUUCAUAAAAGAUGACA